This is a messenger RNA of Mercurialis annua (annual mercury), 2342 nucleotides long. RefSeq names its product F-box/FBD/LRR-repeat protein At1g13570-like. The transcript has 4 exons. NCBI's taxonomy places the organism in Eukaryota, Viridiplantae, Streptophyta, Magnoliopsida, Malpighiales, Euphorbiaceae. The coding region runs from base 360 to 1637 and encodes 425 amino acids. The record is from RefSeq and is a predicted model, not a curated record. Gene Ontology annotation, molecular function: protein binding.
AUAUUAAGCCCGCAUUUCUCUUCCAAGUUUUCGUGCAAUAAUACAAUUUACGACACGACGUUUGUUGCCGAAACCAUCUCUUCUAUUAUCGGUCAUCACUACCAAAUCAAAUCAAUCUCCUCUAGUACAGAUUCAGCUUCCUCUACCUCUGAAUUAUCAGUUCAUCCAUAGGUAUAACCAUAAUUCUUCUAAUUUUUCAUCAUCUAUUCUUCAAAUCUUUCAAUUUUAAUUUAAUUUUCUUUCAUUACUGUUAUGCAUUGAUCCAUCAAAAUUUCACAAAUUCUGUUCAUUUAUUGCUUACUUAGUGAUAAUUAACAAUUGGGUACUCACCAUUUUGCAAUUAGAGCUUGAUUUUACAAAUGGGUGAUCAUAAUCAUAAUCUUGAGGCUCCAGAUUUUAUUACUGAUUUACCCUCAAGUAUUACAGAAAGUAUUCUGACAAGAUUACCUAUUAGAGAUGCUGUAAGAACUAGCUUACUCUCCACCAAAUGGAGAUAUAGAUGGAACACUCUUAGCCACCUUGUUUUUGAUGAUAAAUGUGCUGCAAUGUAUAGUGAUAAGUGUGUUAUUGAGGUUAGGCUGCUUAAAUUUAUCACUAGCGCUUUGUUUCUUCAUCAAGGGCCCAUUCAUAAGUUCCAGUUAUCCACUUCCUAUUUGCAGUGUUGUCCUGAUAUUGAUCAGUGGUUACUUUUUCUGUCGCGUCGCGGGAUUAAAGAGUUGGUUCUUGAAUUAGGCGAGGGAGAGUGGUUUAGGGUGCCUUCUUGUCUUUUUAAUUGCGGGAAAUUGACGCGUUUGGAGUUGACGCGUUGCGAGUUUGAUCCGCCUCCUAGUUUUAAGGGUUUCUUGUGUUUGAAGAGUCUUAAUCUUUAUCAAGUUUUGGUUGCUCCUGAGGCGAUUGAGAGUCUUAUCGCCGGCUGCCCUCUUCUUGAGAGUCUCUCGUUGUCGUAUUUUGAUAGUUUGGUUCUUAAUAUAAGGGCUCCGAAUUUGAAGUACUUGUGUUUGGAGGGUGAGUUCAAGGAUAUUUUUCUUGAAAAUACGCCGCUUCUUGUUGCUAUGUCGAUUGCUAUGUAUAUGACUGAUGAUGUUGCUGAACAUUUUGAGCAAAUUUCGAGUUGUAAUUUUAUCAAGUUUCUUGGUGGGGUGCCUCGUCUCGAGAGGCUUAUUGGGCAUAUCUACUUCACAAAGUUUUUGAGUAUAGGUGAUUAUCCAGGAAGAUAUUCAAUUACUUACAGCUGCCUGAAAGUAAUAGAACUAUAUCAAGUUAGUUUUGAAGAUAUGAAAGAGAUACAUAUUGUUCUUCGCCUGAUCACAAACUCUCCUAAUCUGAAGGAACUUCGAAUUUCGGGUUCGUCAAACACUCUAGCUGCCGUAGAAGCGCCUGAUUUGGAUUUUUGGUUAAAAGAGUGCCCUAAAAACUGCACUUUCGAGAAGCUCAAAGGAGUAAAGAUGACGGAUAUGUCGGGUGUGCCACAUGAGAUGGAAUUUAUCAAAUUCUUGCUUGCGAAUUCACCUGUGCUCGAGACGUUGAGCAUCACUCCUUGCGUAUAUGUCAUGGAUGGAAGAGUUAAUAUGCUGGUUGAGCUGUUGAAGUUCCGCAGAGCGUCUGCUCUAGCUGAAAUUCUGUUCAUCCAAGAUUAAGCUUAUUAUUCCUUUUUCAGUUUAGGCGGCAUGAAGAUGCAGGAUUGGUCUCAGUUACUAUGAAAAUUUUAUUGAAGGGAUAAUUUAUAUUGUUACAAGAAAAUAGAAGAAAAAUUCUUCACUCAACAAUUAAAAAGACGAGUAACGCUCAACUAUAUGUCGUUCAGAUCUGAUUUCUGUACAAUCAGGAUUUUUUGACAGAGCUUUGAAGCUCCACUAUGGUUGGUAAUAUACAUGUCUUUGAGAAUCAUGUCAUCUGGGUCCUGAGAGCUCCAUUGCUUGAACAAGUAAAGAAGAGUCAUCUGUGAGAUCAGAAUAUCGCUCCGAAGAUGAGAACUCAUUGGCUCUUGAUCUUGUUGCUUCUGCUCUCUGAGAUGCUUCCCAUUUCUCCGCCAAUCCGUCUCCUUCAAGCAUCCGAACAACUUCUGACAUUUUUGGUCUGUGCCCCGGAAUGAAUUGAGUGCAGAGUAGAGCUACCCGAACCAUUUCUUCCAACUCGAUUACAUCGUAAGCGUUUUUUAGAUCUUUGUCAACUAACAGCUCAAGUUUUUUUUCCUGAUGAAUCUUCUUAACCUGCAAAUAGGGUACUGAAAUUUAGUUGUUGCAAUUGGGGGUGUACAAAAACCGAAUAACCGAACUGAACUGCCUAAUUCGGUUCUGUUUGGUUUUGGACGUAAAACUAAUUCAGUUCAGUUUUAGUACAAA